GGAACAACAACGACCAUAUCACCCAGCAUCGUCAGGGUGUCUGGGUGGGAUGCCAAAAUGCUUGACUACAAGGCGCUGCCCAAGAUUGAGCUCCACGCCCACCUCAGCGGCAGCAUCAGCCGACAAUGCCUGCACGAAGUCUGGCUCCUAAAGAAAGCCGCGGACGAAACGGAUCUGCAAGACCCCCUGAUCGAGAUGCCACCAGGAAAACAUGACUAUGAUCUGAAGACCUUCUUCCCCCUCUUCUCGUCAUACAUCUACAAUCUGGUCAACGACGGCCCAGUCCUGCGCUACACCACGCUCUCGGUGCUCCGCGACUUUGCGGAGGACGGGGUAGUCUACCUCGAGCUACGCACCACGCCGCGCGCGAUGCCGGCCGUGGGCUUGACCGAAGCCGACUACGUGCGGACCAUUCUCGAUACCAUCGCCGAGUUCGAGCGGAGCGCCGAAGGCAAGACAUUACGGACGAAGCUUAUCCUCUCGAUCGACCGCCGCAACAACCCCACCCAAGCCCGCCAGGUCCUCGCCCUGUGUAAACAGUUCCUGGGCCUCGGCGUCGUGGGCAUCGACCUGUGCGGCAACCCGGCCGUGCCGCUCGAUCCGCAGCUGGCGCCCGUCUUUGAGGACGCGCGGUGCGUUCCCGGGCUGGGCAUGACGCUGCACUUUGCCGAGGCCGAGUGCUCUGGCAGCGACGCCGAACUGGACAUGUUGCUGUCGUGGCGGCCGGACCGGCUCGGGCACGUCAUUUGCGUCAGCGAACGCGUGAGGCGGGAGAUUGCCGGGAGGAAGGGGAUCGGGUUGGAGUUGUGCCUGAGCUGUAAUGUGCACGCUGGGAUGGUCCAUGGCGGAUUCGAGAGCCAUCACUUUGGCGAGUGGUGGAAGGCCGCCGAUGCUGUGGUCGUUCUGAGUACGGACGAUGUGGGUAUCUUUGGCAGUCCGCUUUCAAACGAGUACGCUCUCGCGGCCCAGCAUUUUGGACUCAGCCGAGCGCACAUCUGUGGCUUGAUAAGGAAAGGAUUGGAUGUCAUAUUCGGAGGCGAAGAGGAGAAAAGCAGGUUAAGGGAUAUUCUCUGGAAGGCCUAGACUCGGAAAGAGACAACAAAUCCUGUUCAAUGCUUUGGUGAAUAAAGACGAAGAACGAAAAACCUGGAAUGGAGGAAGAAGAGGAGAAGAGGAAAAUCUUGUAAGAAGAGGCACUGUAAAUGUGAAGCAUAAAAACUCAAUCUUCAGCAGGAGGGUCCGUCGUCAUCUGAACAGUUGUCCAUUGCUGCCGGUGUACGGUGUACGCUCUCAACUGC
Parathielavia appendiculata is the source of this 1298-nucleotide messenger RNA. Its product is annotated as Metallo-dependent hydrolase. Lineage: Eukaryota; Fungi; Ascomycota; Sordariomycetes; Sordariales; Chaetomiaceae. Gene Ontology annotation, biological process: inosine biosynthetic process; adenosine catabolic process. The record is from RefSeq and is a predicted model, not a curated record. The transcript has 7 exons. Gene Ontology annotation, molecular function: adenosine deaminase activity. Bases 58 to 1083 code for a protein of 341 amino acids.